GACAGAUGGCAGGGCCUAUCCUUGGGAAGCAUUACUUUCGGGACCCAAAGUGAGCCCAAGAAGGCGGAAUUGUAGGGCGAUAUAACAGAGGCUUUGGGCAGUGAGAAGUCGUGACUGGUCGAAUCUGAUAGAGGGGUGGGGCCCGGGCAACUCAAAAGAGAUGAACCGGUCCCGAAGAAAGGAGUCCUGUGGACGCUGGGGCUAAGGCGAGGCCGAGGCGGCAGGAGAUGGCGGCGGCCACUUCAGCCUCAGAAUGUUGGCCAUCAUUCUCUUAGCCCUUCUUUGUGCCUCGGCCUCCGGCAAUGCCAUUCAGUCCAGGUCCUCUUAUAGUGGGGAAUAUGGAGGCAGAGGAGGAAAGCAGUUCUCCCAUUCUGCAAACCAGCUGAACGGUUCCAUCACUGCCAUCCGUGUCCGAUUCAAUUCAUUUUACAUCACUGGUCUCCAAGUGCGUUAUGGCACAGUGUGGAGUGAAUACGUGGGUGGCCAACAGGGAAACAUGGAGGAGAUCUUUCUGCACCCCGGGGAAUCCGUGAUCCAGGUGUCUGGCAAAUACAGGAUUUACAUGAAGCAGCUGAUCUUUGUGACAAACAUGGGCCGCAAGCUGACUUUUGGAGAUGACAAAGGCACCUGUUUCACCGCUGUUCCCUUGCACCCCAACACCUUCCUACGCUUCAUUAGUGGCCGAUCUGGCAUUUUCAUCGAUGCCAUCAGCCUACACUGGGAUGUCUAGCCUAGCCAGUGCAGCACUUGCUGAAGCCCACCUUUCUCUCUGGCGGGGUUCUGUGGUGGGAGUGAGAACUCCCUUAUCACCAAGCCCCAUGCAA
This is a messenger RNA of Chionomys nivalis (European snow vole), 824 nucleotides long. Its product is annotated as zymogen granule membrane protein 16-like. The coding region runs from base 254 to 730 and encodes 158 amino acids. The record is from RefSeq and is a predicted model, not a curated record. The transcript has 4 exons. NCBI's taxonomy places the organism in Eukaryota, Metazoa, Chordata, Mammalia, Rodentia, Cricetidae.